AUAGGCCUAUCAAGGAUCAUGGAGAAAGUAAUCAAAGACCAAAUGUCAGACUACUUUCUAAAACAUAAACUCAUCAACCUGUCACAACACGGAUUCCUCAAGAAAAGAUCUUGCGUCACUUGCCAUAUAGACUUUUUCAACGAAGUCACCUAUAGAAGAGAUAGGAGAGAGCUAGUGAUUAUCCUCUAUUUCGAUAUAAGGAAAGCCUUCGACAGAGUCCCACAUAGUCUGUUAGUCGGUAGGCUAUGCUCACUAGGGAUACGCAACCCCCUCUACAAUUGGAUAAAAUCAUUUCUGUAUGACAGGAAUCAGACAACUAAAGUUGGCUCAAUGACCUCCAGACCUAGACCAAUCAGCAGUGGUGUCAUCCAGGGGAGUGUAUUGGGACCCCUUCUUUUCAUUAUAUACAUAAACAGUAUAUGUGAAUGUUUUAGUAUAGGCAAGCCAAUACUGUAUGCAGAUGACUUGAAGGUGACAUAUACCUGCACAAAUACAGAUAUCGGCCCAACUAUGAACUCCAUACAUGAAGAAUUAGCAAAAAUGGAUAGAUGGUGUGACACGUGGAGACUUGAGUUUAAUGUUGAAAAGUGUGGAUGGCUCUGCAUAGGCUGUUCCAACCUUGACCUCAACCUAGCAAUUCAGGGCCACAAAAUCCCCAGACUCAAAUCUGUACUAGACCUAGGACUGAAAUAUUCACACAAUCUAUCAUUUUCAGAGCAUAUCUCGAAUCAAGUGUCGAAAUCACGAAGGCUUAUUGGUUUCCUACUCAGGAACUUCUACAGAAACGAGUCCAGAAUACUACUGUACAAGGUAUGUGUGCGCCCACUCCUAGAUUACUGCUCAUUCAUAUUCAGCAGUACACGCAUAGAAGACAAACUGAAAGUAGAAGGAGUACAGAGGUACUUCACGCGAAAAGUACUCGGAACCGAUAACGGCACAAACUACUCUACCAGAUGUGAAAUCCUGGGACUAGAAACAUUAUGGUUAAGGCGACUGCGACUAAAUCUGUUACUCUUCUAUAAGCUUCUUAACCAAAUAGUGUAUACCCCUGCUAACUAUACUCGGUCCUCAGGUAACACAGGAUACAACCUUAGGCACACUAAAGGUACAGUGGCUAUAGAACCAUGUAAAACAGCCACCAGGCAAAAGUUUUUCUUGAUUAGGUAUGCCCAAAUAUGGAACAAACUACCUGAGAAAAUACGACUAGCAAGCACAUUGGCCUCCUUUGAAAAGGCACUUAAUGACACACUAAGUGAGUUUGUAAUUGAUACCAAUGGUAAUUCCCAUGUAAGAGUUUCAGAAAUCAUAGGCCCAUUUAAUGUAUGAACUCAGAGACUACACCUGUUGUUUGUUUUGUCUCUAUUUAUAAUUCCAGACAAAAAAGCAGCAGUCAUGACAAUAACACCCAUUCAACCAAGAGUCGAUCAAACUAUGUCUACCUGAUACAAAGGGCGAACCAUAAUCAACAUACGAAUGAAAUAUGAGAAAACAAGGUAGAAACUUACCGCAACACCACAUGAAAAGAUAAAAGUUACUUGGAUAUCAUUUAUAAUCCACCAACUGGUCUCCUACCCAAAAAGAAUGCGGCGAUGUUUUAUCCAAAAAGGCGAGGAAAUACAUAAACCCACAGCAGCUGUUGUUAACACUCAGUGGGGGUAGGAGCCAACAAAGUAAUCCUUUCAAAGCAUAUGUAUACUUCAAAUGGACACGGAGACUUUGUAGAAUACGUUAUAAUCCAAAUCACUGCCUCUACAGCGCCAAUAAACCUGGAUAUCUAUGAUAUAACGAAAACAUGCUGAAAGCUGCAUCUCAGAUCAAGUUGACUCAUUCCAUGGUAAUGAUCUCCUCCUGCGUGCCUUAUUCGACAUAUUGAAUGGAAUGGUUCGCAGUUAUUCUGGUACUAGAUCGAAAAGAAUAAAAAAUUCACCGGUUGCUGAAUCAAAAGUACUUCUCUGCAUGUUUAACUGUAUUCUAACUGCUAUGAUUAAUUCCAAACCAUUUAUCCCAUAAUCACUCAAAUUCCAGGAACGAUCCAAUUCUACCAUUUAAAGAAGCUGGCGGACACGAUGUAAAUGAGUAUUCAUGAUCUGA
This is a messenger RNA of Trichobilharzia regenti, 2091 nucleotides long. NCBI's taxonomy places the organism in Eukaryota, Metazoa, Platyhelminthes, Trematoda, Strigeidida, Schistosomatidae. The record is from the annotation of a GenBank genome assembly.